CUUCCAUCUACGAUGAGGCGGGUCUGCACUAUUGAGUUUUAACAAGUCCAGGCUUCACAUGAGCUUAAUGGUAAGCUAGAACCUCUUUCUUGUCGCACAGUCAUUUAAAAGAAAAAGGGCACAUGAGGGGAUAUCCAUAUUCUCUUACUCUGAAAACAGCUAUCAUUUACUGUAACUAAAUAGUGUUCAAAGUGAUAAUAUUGUAUGAGUGUGAAUUCUGUACAGACAUAAAUAAUUUUCAAGACAAGAAUAUUUAAGGUCAACUCAAAACCCGCUAGCUAACGGCAACAUUUUAUUGUUCUUAUCAAAUAAUAUUUUCGAACUCUGGCAUGGAAUGUUGAACGAUUCAGAUUUGAAUAUACAGCUUGGUUGAUUUGUCUUGUUCAUAGGUAUGUUCAUAAGUAUUGAGGAACACGACUUCUUUCUCUUGCAUCUAGUCGUGGUGCUCUUAGCGCACGUUACAUCUUGUUUUACAUCCACUUUUAACAAAAUCGACGAAAAAUCUGAUCCCAGUUGAAGAAAAUGUCAACGAAAACUGGGGUAACCCCUAUAACACUUGAAGAAAGGUUUCUUACUCAUGCAAUUUUCACAGUUUGACUCUCAGAUUGCCGGUUAAGGGAAACCAUGAGAAAUACAUGCUGCUACCAAUUUUAAAGCAGGUAGGUCCUAAUUAAGAACGCCACAAUGUAAGCCAAAUACAGGAAAGCGUUUUUUUUUUUCAAGGACUUGUUUGCGCGUGUACCAGUAGCACAACGCACACUGUCGUAUAGCAGGUUAAUUUGAGAUACUAUCGAAGAUGUUACAGUUUUCUCUUACCAAAGUUUUCGCCAAGUGCGACUUGAGCAACUCGUUUUUACAAAGGAAAUUAUCUAAUGAUAUUUAUCAACUAGUUAUUGAACAGAAGGACAGGAUAUUAAACUACAUAGUGAAAAAUAUCAUUUUAUACAUUGAUUUCCGGGAAAUGAGCAUGCUCAAUCAAUGAUAGAGUGAGGUGAUUUAGCCUCAAGCAGAAGCCACACAUUAAUAUUGUAUUUUGUUUAUAAGUUGCAGCUAUGAACAAUAGCAACAUUUCAACACUAGGUGGUGUGCACGCCGUUACUCAGUGUACACUCGGGCUCAUUUCAAAAAGCUUUGCGACAAAGCUGGCUUUGACCAUCGUUUAUGUUCUUGUGUUCGUUGUUGCCCUCUCUGGAAACUGCGCCAUCAUUUUGAUAGCAAAGACAAAAAGACGCAUUCGAAAAGUUGCCUUCAAUUAUUUCAUCAUCUCCAUGGCAGUGGCUGACAUAAUGGAUGCUUUGGUUGCUGUACCAAUGACAGUCUGGAAUAUCUAUAUGUCCAACCACUGGUUUGACGGAUUAAUUGGAGAUAUCACUUGUAAAUUUUUCAACUUUCUCUUCAACAUAUCACUAGUGGCCUCCAUUUUUACCCUAGUGGCUAUCUCAGCGGAUAGGUACUUGGCAAUUGUGCACGUCAUGAGGAAACCUCUCUCGAAAAAGAAGGUAAAACUGGGUGUGGUCUCAGUAUGGUUCCUUACAGCAAUCAUGUCGCUACCCUAUCUGAUCAAAUACAAAUUUCGUCCAUGGAAAAACGGGCAAUAUUUCUGUUAUGGCACCUGGAGCGACGAUUUCGGAAAAAAUUUAUAUUUUUAUAAGUAUGAGGUGACGGCAAGACUUCUGUUCUUCUACAUACUUCCUCUUUUUGUUAUCGCUGUCUUGUAUUCCUUCAUUAUCCAAGUCUUGAAGAAACGACAGGCCCUUGGGGAAAACAUGUCACAGCUUCGCAUUCAACAGCAGAACGUCACUGUAAUUAAGAUGUUGGUGACCGUCGUCCUUCUCUUUGCAUUUUCGUGGCUUCCAGCCCAUGUGGUGUCGAUAAUGAUUGCGUUCGCCCCAGAAAAGAUCAAGUGUUGGCCAAUUUCUCUCCUGUAUACACUUCUCGUGCCAGGACAUGCAAAUGGCGCCGUCAAUCCUUGUAUCUACCUCAUCUUCAACGAGAAUUAUCGGAAGGGACUCAGGCGACUCCUCGUCAGAUGUCAGAGAAAAGCGGGAGAUCGGAUUCCUACUUGGAAGAUAAAACAGUGGCCAACAUCAUCGACUCUCGAGCGGGAUCCAAGCCGAGGGGGCAUAAAGGGCGUAUUUCGUCAACUCUCUAGGGAAAAGAGCACUGAAACCGAUGAAGUAUUUGUAACGCGCCUAUAAAUCAAACACCGAAUGUAAGGCACAGCAUAAAAUUACUUUUGCAUCUCUUUAAGUUAUCUUUCUGUUAUAUUUUUUUAAAGCAUUAUAUCUCUUUCAAUUGGAAGACAAAUAAUACGGGAAAAGAAUGCUUUCUUUGUGCCGGAUAGUUCUAAUCAGCUGUGCAUCAAAGUAAAGUAUAUUUCUGCUAAACGCUUUUGUUAAUAUGAUAAAGAUAACGAUUUGACCCAUGGAUUUGAAAAUAACAAGAAAGAUAUUGAGAAUAGCGAUCACGAUAAAGUUUAUGACGAUAACGACAACAAAGACGAAAAUGACAACGACGACGAUAGUGAUGAUGAUGAUGAUAUUAUAAAAAUUUGAUCGUUAUCAAGACAACGGUUAAGAUCCGAGCGCUAAUAUAGGCCAUAUUGAAAGUGAAGGUUAAAAUAAUUAUACUGAACGAGCUAAAAGAUACGAAGAAAAGAAAUGAUUUUAAUUUUAGUAAUCAUGCAGACAUCUGUUGCAUACUUAAUAACAUUGUGGUAAAUGGAACAAGUUACCAGGAGGAUUCUAAGUCCAUCAGAAACUUGAUUUCAAUUGAAUGGUAAGCAUAUAAUUUGAGAAAAAAUGUUUACGAAUAUAUCUAGUCGACGAAGCCUUCAUUUAGGCCUGAAAUAUCAAUAUGUAAUAUAUGUACGGGUAAAGCUCACCAAUCAAAGGACUCUUCCCAUGUGGAAAAGGGCUCGAGACUAUUGGGUGGUUGUCAAGUGGCCCCCUUAUGACUUUGGCAAACGGAUUACUGUAUGAUGAAGGCUGAGAAUAAUCCAUAGAAGCUCGGGUUUUUAUUGGAGACAUGAAACGCAGUUAAAUUUGCACAUCAAAACUAUUUGUCACUGUAGCUGUAGUAGGGCAGAAGAGCUAAGCGGGGCCUAUUAUACUCUGCUGUAUUAAUAGGUAUGAUAAAUGACAUGCGCUACGACAUAAUUAUGUAAAUAAAAUAUUUGAUUUUAUCCAGAUCAGCCAGCGAAAAAGUAUUUACACCGGUAUACGGCUAGAUAUUCUCUUCAGUACAGUAACUCUACCGCGCAAAACAGACGAAUAUAAAAGUAACAACCGUAAUGGGAAAUUAUGGCUGAUGAUU
Messenger RNA from Pocillopora meandrina, 3315 nucleotides. Lineage: Eukaryota; Metazoa; Cnidaria; Anthozoa; Scleractinia; Pocilloporidae. The record is from the annotation of a GenBank genome assembly.